AUGUCUACUGAACGCUAUGGUUAUGGUUUAGUCAACGAUAAUAAAAAUCAAUUGUUGUACGCAAUCGGCGGACUUAAUGGACAAACGGGUAAAUAUCUAGACAGUGUUGAAACAUAUAAUCGACAAACAAAUCAAUGGCAAUUUCAGGCACCACUUGGACAAGCUAGGAGUUUUUUUGGCUCAACUAUACUAAACAAUACUCUAUAUGUUUGUGGUGGGGGUCGAAAUGGCCAUUUUCUUAAUGUAUGCGAAUAUUACUUGUUUGAUGAAAAUAAAUGGCAUUUAUUAACAGCACCGAUGCCUAGUGAAAGGUGGGGUUUAGCACUGGUAGCUCAUAGUAGUAGUAGUAGUGAUGGCCAACUGUAUGCUAUCGGUGGUCAAAGUGAUACCAAGUUUUUGAAUACAAUGGAUAGAUAUGAUCCCGAAACUAGACAAUGGACACCAAUGGCUAAUAUGCAAUCAGCUAGAUAUUUAUUUGCUUCGGCAGUAUUUAUGGACAAAAUAUAUGUUUGCGGCGGUUUGGGUAAUAGUGAUGGAAAAACAUGCGAAUCGUAUGAUCCGAUGACAAAUCAAUGGAAACCUAUUGCAUCAAUGACUGACCAGAGAUCAAACUUUAAGCUAAUUGUUUUUGACGAUAGUCUAUACGCUAUGGGCGAUGAUAAUCCUACUAAUAAAAUUGAAAUCUAUGAUCAUAAAUCGGAUAAAUGGUAUUAUCUAUUAUCAGUAAGAUUGCCAGUUAGUCUAAGUGGUUUUGGGGCUGCCACAAUAACAUCAAAUUAA
Molecule: messenger RNA, 780 nt
Organism: Oppia nitens
Lineage: Eukaryota; Metazoa; Arthropoda; Arachnida; Sarcoptiformes; Oppiidae
Product: kelch-like protein diablo
Exons: 8
Coding region: 1-780 (259 amino acids)
Molecular function (GO): protein binding
Source: RefSeq, a predicted model, not a curated record